Molecule: messenger RNA, 3559 nt
Organism: Macrobrachium nipponense
Lineage: Eukaryota; Metazoa; Arthropoda; Malacostraca; Decapoda; Palaemonidae
Product: LIM/homeobox protein Lhx1-like
Exons: 8
Coding region: 468-1997 (509 amino acids)
Biological process (GO): neuron differentiation; regulation of transcription by RNA polymerase II
Cellular component (GO): nucleus
Molecular function (GO): RNA polymerase II transcription regulatory region sequence-specific DNA binding; DNA-binding transcription factor activity, RNA polymerase II-specific; zinc ion binding
Source: RefSeq, a predicted model, not a curated record
CGGGAUCGAGUCGACACCCGGCGCUGACGCUGAGGGCGCGGUGUUGAAGCCUCCUCCCAGGCGACGCGCGCUGUCUCGCCCAACACAAUGCUGCAGCCUUCCCCACUCGCCGCACCGCAUUAAUACUUUUAGGGUCGUCGUGGCCUUAGGCUGCUGCCCUGCCCUGCCCUGCCCUGCCCUGCCCUGCCUUGCCCAACUCUCGCCGGCGACCGCGGAAAAGUGCGACCUUUGGUUUCAGUUCGAUUACAUUACAUUAGAUUUCAUUCAUAGAAGGGGGAGAGGAAGGAAGGAAGGAAGGACGGCCCGAGCUAGAGAUUACACAGAGAGAGAGAGAGAGGGAAAGAAAGAAAGUACGAGAGAGCUAUAGCUCGAGAGAAAGAGAGAGAGAGGGAGAGGGAGAGAAAGAGAGAGAGAGAGGGGUGCGGAGAGGAGUUGUUUGUGUUUCGAUUGUGAUGGGCUGAGUGUAAAUGACCAGACUACCUCCCAGCGCCCAUCUACCCGCCACCAUGAUCAUUUGCUGUGCUGGCUGUGAAAAACCCAUUAUGGACAAAUUUCUGCUGACGGUGCUGGACAGAACAUGGCAUGCCGAGUGUGUUCGCUGUGCUGACUGCGGCUGCGCCCUUACGGACAAGUGCUUCUCCCGCGAAGGAAAACUCUUCUGCAGGAACGACUUCUUCAGGCGUUUCGGGACGAAGUGUUCGGGUUGCCUGCAGGGCAUCUCGCCCCAGGACCUGGUGAGGAAGGCCCGCGACCGCGUCUUCCACCUCAAGUGCUUCACCUGCUGCGUCUGCCGGAAGCAGCUCUCCACCGGCGAGGAACUGUACGUCCUCGAGGAGAACAAAUUCAUAUGUAAACAGGAUUACAUGAACGGCAAAGCAAUAUCAGAAUCGUAUACGGGGGGAUCCGAGGACGAGGACGAGGAGCCCAUGGACGUCAAACCACAGGUCGAGACCAACAACAACACCAGCACUCCGCCCUCGAGCGCCCAGAGACCGAUACCGCCGCCCACCCUCACAGCAAACCCCAACGCCAUGGCCUCCUCGCCCCCAGGCCUAAACACUGCGACGGGACCGGGCGGCAUCCCGAUGGCCAUGGUGGGCGGCAGACCCAACACCCCGACGAGACCCCUGGGGGUCGUCCCGCCCACGAGUACCACGCCCCUGCUCGAUCCCAUGGUGGCCGAUUCGAAAGUCACCAGCGCUUACGCAGGAUUCAAUGUGAGCAUCUCCAGCGACACUCCCCCGACCGACAAGGAACCGGGGAACUUUCACGACUCUGACGUUUCGGACGCCGAAGGCACCGGCGACCACAAAGACCAAAGCGGCAGCGGGGAGUCCAAGCUGGUGGACGACGAGAAGGUGAGACCCGGCGACGACAGCGAGGGCGGCAACAAACGCCGGGGCCCGAGGACGACCAUCAAGGCGAAACAGCUGGAGAUCCUCAAAACGGCCUUCGCCUCCACGCCCAAGCCCACGCGACACAUCCGGGAACAACUGGCCAAAGAGACGGGCCUCCCCAUGCGGGUCAUACAGGUAUGGUUCCAGAACAAGCGGAGUAAGGAACGGCGCAUGAAGCAGCUCACUUCGAUGGGCAUGCGCGCGCACCUCUUCGGCAAUCCGCGGAAGAUCAGAGGCAUGCGCAUGUCCCCGAGCAUGGAGGACGGAUACCCCUACUACGGGGACGCUUUCGCCUACGGUCCCCAGGGCUUCCACGACUUCUUCCCGGGGCAGGGGCCUCCCCCUCCUCCAGGCAUGACCUUCCCCCAUGGUCUACCUCCUGCCAUGGAGCAGCCGCUACCGCCGGGCGGGCCCAUGAGCGACUUCCCGGGCCUGGGCGGGCUGGGGGCGCCGCCCGUCAGCGAGUCUGGCCACUUCAUGAGCCAGCCACCCGACAUGCUCUCUCUGUCCCAGAGAUCGUCUCCCGAGGGCAUGAUCAUGGCUCAUGGCGGUCAGAGCGGCAAUUUCGACCACCAGGUAAAUGAGGGCCUGGUGUGGUGACAUGAAGCUGACCUCUGAUGACGUCAGAGAUCCCGAGACUUGCUCUCCUGUGACGUCACCAGAGGCGUCCUACCGUGUUACCUGCCACCACCGAGGAGUCCUACGACGCCGGGCGUCUCCGUCUCCGUCUCCCCGCCUCCGCCCCCGGGGUCCUAAGAGAGGGGGGGAGGGAGCAGCAGUAGCAGCUGUCCGGGACACCAUCACCACCACAACACCCCCUUCCUCCCCUCCUCGGGUGGGGGGGAAACAGGAGAACAUUCAAAAUCGUCAGUUUUUUCCUUUUUUGAUUUGACGACGUUACGGAAAACGAUAUUCCAGGAUGUUCCAGGAUAUUCCACCUGGCAAACGUAUAUGACGGGGAACCUGCCUCUCUCUUCUUCGUCUCUUCUUUUAUAUAGAUAUAUCAAACAAGGCAAUAUUUCAUUAUAUAUGUCCCGUUCUGGAAAAAAAAAUAAUAAUGAGCGAGAACUUAUGAAAAGAACUUUCCAAAAAGUACUCUUGCAGACGGAAAAGCAAAGAAAAAAAAAGAAAGAAAGAAAGAAAGUAGGCAGUGAUAUAACCUUGGUUCGGUCGAAUGCUGAAAAUUGCCCAGUGAUAAAAUUGAAAACUGCGCCUACGGACAAGAUUCACUGCAGUGAUGAACGUUGUAGCACAUAAACGUUAAUAAGAUAUCGAUCGGUUUCUCUCUAUCUUAAACGGUGACGUCUUCUCAAAUGCCUCCGAACGUAACGUAACUGUUUUAUUAUCUUUUUAUUUUUUUUUUCCCUCGAAUAUAUGGCAUCACAGACCUCUCUCUCCAAUUGGCAUCGUGUGAUAUAUAUACCCAGAGGUAAUCUCUGAUUGUUUAUACAGUAUAACGAGAUGACGACGUCUCGAAGUACCAGAAAAUAACCAAUCAGAAAAAAAAAUUCGUCUGGAAUAAUAACAAUCGAAUGCGCCUAGAGACCAAAAAAACGCGCUCACAGUUGCCGGAUAAACAAAAACCAAACAAACAAACAUGUUCCGUGAACUCUUGUGAAGGAAAAGAAGGGGAAACUUCAUUUGCGAAACGUCGGGAAAUGAAACGUUUACACACACAAAAAUUUAAAAAACGUUCGAAAUGAGAUUUGGACAUUCUGCAGAUGCAGAGGUUUUAAAAGAGGCAAGCAAGCAGAAAUGAACUGGAGGAGAGAGAAAGGGCGGAAUGGAAGAUGGGAGGCUAAGAAAAAAUUAAAGAAAGGGAAAACGUGAAAUUAAAAUCGGAGUCACGUGAUACCUGAAGAAAAAACAACAGAUGUAUAAACGAAUAAGUAAAAAAUAAAAGUAGUGAAGAUAAAAAUUGUGACUUUUUUUUCGAAAGAGAGAGAGAGAGAGUUCGAGAAAGAGAUAAGGAUAGAGUAAAAAUUUUGAUUUUUUUUGUUUGAGAAAGAGAUAGAGAUAGAGAGAGAGAGAAAGAGCGAGAGAGCUUGCGAGCGAUCCGAGGUUUAUCGCAUCGUCCUCCUGUACAUCAUAAAAGCGGCUGUAAAUGUUUUAAUGAGUGUUGGGAGAGGACGAAACUGGGUGCCCUGAAGUGAUUUGUGUUU